GUAAUGUCUGAUAUCUCUGUCUGAUGUUAUGUGAUAUGCGAUGCUGUGUCAGUAUGUUAGCUAACUGUCCCCAUGCCUGUCCUCUAGUGCCCCCUGUGUUUGUGGUGCGGCCCAGGAACCAAGUGGUGGCGGUGGGGAGGACCGUCACCUUCCAGUGUGAAGCAACAGGAAACCCUCAACCUGCUAUCUUCUGGCAGAGAGAGGGCAGCCAGAACCUGCUCUUCUCCUACCAGCCCCCCCAGCCGUCUAGUCGCGUCUCCGUCUCCCAGACGGGGGACCUGACUAUCACAGAUGCAGAGCGCUCAGACGUGGGCUACUACAGCUGCCAGGCCCUCAACAUCGCUGGCUCUGUCAUCACCAAGGCCCUGCUGGAGGUCACUGACGUUGUGUCUGAUCGCCCACCUCCAGUUGUCCGCCAGGGUCCGACCAAUCAGACAGUCUCUGUGGACGGGACGGUGGUUCUGAGUUGCCUAGCAAUGGGUAAGCCCACCCCCACCAUCAUGUGGAGGAAGGACGGGGUGUUGGUGUCCACUCACGACUCCCGGGUCAAACAGCUGGACACGGGUGCACUGCAGAUCCGCUACGCCAAG
Molecule: messenger RNA, 590 nt
Organism: Oncorhynchus gorbuscha (pink salmon)
Lineage: Eukaryota; Metazoa; Chordata; Actinopteri; Salmoniformes; Salmonidae
Product: roundabout homolog 1-like
Exons: 3
Biological process (GO): axon guidance; homophilic cell-cell adhesion; dendrite self-avoidance
Cellular component (GO): plasma membrane; axon
Molecular function (GO): cell-cell adhesion mediator activity
Source: RefSeq, a predicted model, not a curated record